Messenger RNA from Balaenoptera acutorostrata (minke whale), 1728 nucleotides. Its product is annotated as NUT family member 2G-like. Bases 1 to 1728 code for a protein of 575 amino acids. NCBI's taxonomy places the organism in Eukaryota, Metazoa, Chordata, Mammalia, Artiodactyla, Balaenopteridae. The transcript is spliced from 10 exons. The record is from RefSeq and is a predicted model, not a curated record.
AUGCCGCUGGAGGAGGGACUGCGGAGGACCGUGCAGGAAUGGCGGCGCUUGAGCAACCUUGACCGGAUGAUGUACUACGAGAGGGCGGAAAAGAUGGAGGCGCUGGUGGGGCCCGUCCACUCAGGCAGAGGCAAGUCACAUGCAGAAUGUGGAAAGGACGGAAAUGAGCCGAAGCAGGAAGAGGACGACACCUACAUGGACCCGUGUCUCUUGAGCUACAUGGACAAGCAGCGUUCCCGGGAAGACUCUGUCACCAAGGUAGUAGGGGUCAGUGAUGAAGCCUGCCCACCAGAGAUUGAUUUUGAGGCUCUUCAUAGGCCCAUCCGAACAGACACUGGCCCGUUCGUGCUCAGAGACUUUGUUCCCUCUCGAGGACGUCAGGCUGGCAAGGGAGGCUGGACCCCAGGCUUUCCUCCUCAAGCUCCACCACCAGCUGCCCAGCUGGCCCCUAUCAUUCGCCCAGUGAACCCUGGGCCAUGGCCACAUGACACUUCCAGGGAGGGCCGCCUGGCCACCAACCAGCCCAACGCCUCGCAGGAUGGCUCCUCUAACCCCCAGAGAGAGUACAGUAACUUCCGACGUUGGCAGCGCUUCAAGCCCCUGGCCCGGAGACACUUUCGCCUGAGUCCUGAUGCAGAAGCUUUUUCCUGCUUUCUCAUCCCAGUGCUUCGAUCCGUGACCCGCCUGAAUCCCACCAUGCCGCUGGAGGAGGGACUGUGGAGGGCCGUGCAGGAAUGGCGGCGCUUGAGCAACCUUGACCGGAUGAUCUACUACGAGAGGGCAGAAAAGUUCAUGGAAUUUGCGGCUGAGGAGGAGAUACACAUUCAGAAUUUGCAGUGCAUGCAGUGCGCGCAGGACCUGCCUCCUCCAGCCCCACCGAAGCUGGAUCCUCGGGGGCCCCCAGCCCCAAAAGUGCACCUUCAGCCAGGCACCCAGGAGAUUCCCCCUGAGACUGUGAGGGAGUAUGUGGACAGGAUGGAGGCGCUGGUGGGGCCCGUCCACUCAGGCAGAGGCAAGUCACAUGCAGAAUGUGGAAAGGACGGAAAUGAGCCGAAGCAGGAAGAGGACGACACCUACAUGGACCCGUGUCUCUUGAGCUACAUGGACAAGCAGCGUUCCCGGGAAGACUCUGUCACCAAGGUGGAGGCAAUCAUUCACCCUCGAUUCCUGGCAGAAUUGUUUCCCCCAGACCCACAUCUGGAUCUCUUGGCCCUUGCUGAGGAGCUGAAGCAGAAGGAAGGACUCACCCCUGAAGAACUGGUGCAGAAACAACUCCUGGACUUGAAAGAGGACGAAGGACGUCAGGAGGUCUCUCCAUUCCGGGCCGGACGGCCCUCCCCUCCCCAGGGUCAAAGGCACACUGGCCCUCUACUGGGACCCAGGGAUGCAUCUGUUCUCAGAGAGGCGUCUCCUGUUCCGGAGGCCCGAGGGCCCAGGGACGCGUCCAGUGAGGACGAGGAGGCGCUCUCCAGCCUGGCCUUCCUCUUUGCCUCUCCGCAGAGCCUGCCGCCUUGCGGUCUGUCCCAGAGUGCUGCCCCUGCCUCAGGCCUGGCCUCCCCUGGAGCCGCUGCUGAGAAGCUGCCCAUCCCCGGGGCUGGCCACUGGGUCUCUAAGAGGCCAGCCUUGGCUCUGGGGCUGGCUCGCCCCUCACAGCCGAGAAAGAGAAAGGGUGACCCGUUUGUCACAGGGAAGAGGAGGACGAAGAAGAGGAAGCACUGCAGCCUGUAG